Trematomus bernacchii (emerald rockcod) is the source of this 4228-nucleotide messenger RNA. RefSeq names its product dipeptidyl aminopeptidase-like protein 6. Gene Ontology annotation, molecular function: dipeptidyl-peptidase activity; serine-type peptidase activity. The record is from RefSeq and is a predicted model, not a curated record. Gene Ontology annotation, biological process: proteolysis. NCBI's taxonomy places the organism in Eukaryota, Metazoa, Chordata, Actinopteri, Perciformes, Nototheniidae. Bases 609 to 3146 code for a protein of 845 amino acids. The transcript has 26 exons.
UACAGUAGCGCGGCUCUCUCUCUGCUGGUCACUUCUCAUGCAGAGUGCGUCUGCGGAGAGCACCGCCGGGCUCUCUGCGUCCUUCACACUGUUACUGCGUGAGGUCUGCCAAAAAAACACAGCCGAAAGUGUCGAAUCAUUAUCUUUUGCUCUUGUGUUUUGCCGACAAUCGACCGGAGUCUGGUUGGAAUCGAAAAUCUGAUCGGAAACUCAGCGCAUCCGCCUGAUAUCUCGCUGUAAGGAGGCAUCAGGAAACUGAAGAGGGGAGACAGCGUGUUGUGAAUACAGAUUAGAGCAACUAUUUACACCUUCAACCCACCAGUCUGCCGUGCGCCUGGACAAAGCUAAAAGGACAUCGCUGCACAUGAUUCAGCUUUAUACUGGUCUGUCACAUCACGUUGUGAGUCACUCACUAUUCAUACAUGCUUUUUUACUAGCUCGGUAUCUUCACCCCAUCUUUUCUGCUCCAUCCCGGAGGUGAAAACUGUCUGCCUGCCAUCGGUUCUACUCGAAGCGCACAGAAAACCAAUAAAAAAAACGAUUCAGGCGAGACCUGUAUGUGGCUGUGACAUGCUGUAAGUUGUUUUGAUCUGGACUGGACCUAUAAUAUGGCUUCGCUGUAUCAGAGAUUCACCGGGAAGAUAAAUACGGCCAAUUCCUUCCCGCACCCACCUGAGGCCAGUCACCUGCUCGGUGGUCAGGUUGCAGACGAGGAAAACGCGGCGAAGACCCCUCAGCCACUCGGCGAUGGCAGACCUUACAUCCAGUAUCGUAAAAAAAGCUCGAAGGAGGAUGAGGAUGACCUGGUGGGCAGCGCUCCGCCGCAGAGGAACUGGAAAGGAAUAGCUAUCGCCCUGCUGGUCAUCCUCAUCAUCUGUUCCCUGAUCGUCACCUCUGUAAUCGUGCUGACCCCUCGUGAAGAUGACAGCCUCGCCCUUAAGAAGAAAGUGACUAUAGAGGAUGUCUUUGGUCCAGACCUUCAAAUCCACGACCCAGACGCCAGGUGGCUCAGCGACAACGAGUUGCUGUAUCGUACAAGGGAAGGAGAUGUUGUGAAGAUGAAUGUUCACACAGAGGAGAGAACGGUCGUCGUGCUGAACCAGUUGUUUGACAGAUCCAGAGCCGCCAGGUACCAAGUGUCUCCUGACAUGCAACACGUGUUGUUCGCCUUUGAGGUGAAGCCGAUCUACCAACACUCCUAUCUGGCCAAGUACAUUAUUUACAGUCUUGUGACACAGGAGACUUGGCCUUUGAAGCCCCCCGAAGUGCACGAUGCUGUCCUGCAGUUUGCUGGAUGGGGACCCCGAGGCGAGCAGCUGAUCUUCAUAUUUGAAAACAAUAUCUUCUACAGAUCAACAGUAGAUAACCGAGCGAUCCGCCUGGUUUCCACGGGUAAAGAGGGAGUCAUCUUCAACGGCCUUACUGACUGGCUGUACGAGGAGGAGAUCCUGCAGACACACAUCGCCCACUGGUGGUCUCCAGACGGGCUGCGCCUGGCCUACAUGACCAUCAACGACACGCUGGUGCCAAAGAUGGAGGUUCCCUUCUUCACAGGAUCUCCGUACCCCGCCACCUUGGAGUAUCACUACCCCAAGGCUGGAGAGGAGAACCCUGUGGUGCACCUGUCAGUGGUGAGCCUCAACGGGCCCCUGCACACCGUGGUGAUGAAGAAACCUGAUGACCCCCGCAUCGGGAGGGAGUAUUAUAUCACCAUGGUGAAAUGGGCCACCAGCACUAAACUGGCUGUCAACUGGCUGAACAGAGGCCAGAACAACUCCAUCCUGACUCUGUGUGAGGCUACCACUGGAGUCUGCAUUAAGAAACAUGAGGAUGAGAGUGAGAGCUGGUUGCACAGACAGAAUGAAGCUCCGCUCUUCUCCCACGACGGACACAAAUUCUUCUUCACCAGAGCGAUCCCUCAGGGUGGGAGAGGAAAGUUCUUCCACAUCUCUAUGUCCACCACUAUGUCGAACACGAGCACAGACAUCCUUCAGUCUCUGACCUCCGGAGACUGGGACGUCACCAGCAUCCUGGCCUACAAUCAUGAAAGGAACCUCAUAUACUUCCUAAGCACAGAAGACGACCCCAAACGACGGCACUUGUACAGCGCCGACACGAUCCCUCCGUUCAACCGCUGCUGCCUGUCCUGUGAGUCCAAUUGCGGCUAUGUGGACGUUUCAUUCAGCCACAACAUGCGGUACUUCUUACUCAACUGUAAAGGUCCAAAUAUACCCAGUGUGGCUAUCUAUAGGACUGAGGAUAAACAGAAGGUGUUUGACGUGGAGAUGAACGAGAGAGUAAACGACACGUACAACAACAUGCAGAUGCCCAUAGUGGAUAACAAGACCAUCACCAUAGACGACUACACUCUGACGAUGCAGAUCCUGAAGCCAGCUGGAUUUGUAGAAACAGCCCAUUACCCCUUACUGCUGCUCGUGGACGGGACCCCCGGCGGGCAGAUGGUGUCGGAGCAGUUCCGGGUGGACUGGGCCUCGGUCCUGGUCAGCAGCUUCAGCACCAUCGUCAUCCGCUUCGACGGCCACGGCAGCGGCUUCCAGGGAACCAACCUGCUGCACAAAGUCCGGAGGAAACUGGGAAUACUGGAGGAGAAAGACCAGAUGGAGGCACUGAGGUUCAUAUCCAAAGAGACUUAUAUUGAUAAGAGUCGAAUGGGAGUUUAUGGAAAGGCUUAUGGAGGAUAUUUGGCCACGUUGCUUCUGAGCUCUGAGGAGUUUACCGAACUUAAGUGCGGAGCAGCAGUCUCCCCCAUCACAGAUUUCGAGCUUUAUGCAUCUGCAUUCUCAGAACGAUACCUCGGCUCAAAGACAGAUUCCCAAGUAUAUACGAAAGCGAGUUUAGCACACAAAGCGGGCCUGUUCCUCCAGAAGCAGUACUUGAUCAUUCACCCAACUGCUGACGAAAAGGUUCACUUCCAGCACACAGCCAAGUUUAUCAAUCAUUUAAUCAGCAAGAAGGCCAAUUACACUCUACAGAUCUACCCAGAUGAGGGCCACUUUCUCCACAGUGACGGCACGCAGCAGCACCUGAGCCAGGCCCUGGUCAACUUCUUCGAGGUGUGCUUCCGGGUGCCGGAGACACUGACGGAGGAACCGGAGGAGGAGGAGGAGGAGGAGGACGACAGUUAAUCUCCUCUGAGCAGCCCCUGGCCAGCUUUACAGCACAACAUGUAAGAGAUUGUUCAAACCCAGCCAACCCACACCGCCUGCUGUCCAAUCAGAUUUAAGCUCUACUCUGAAGCACCUGCAUGUGCUAAAGGGGCCUCGACCUACAACCCCUCCCCCCCUCGCGAUCUCAGAUGUGAAUCGUCUCUGCUUUGGAAUAUAUGGACUAGUUCGCCCUCUAGUGGACAAAUGGAGGAUCAACAUAACGUCCAUUGAGCAAUGUGUGACAAGGCACAUUCAUCGGGCGCUGCACAAAAUAUCCCCUGUGAAGAUCAACUGAGAUUUAACUUUGAAAGACUACCAGUUUCAUUAACCUUGCCAACCAACUUACUGAUUAUUGUGUUCAUGAGUAUAAUUACUUGUUUCUCCGAAUUUCUCUGUUCAGUGUCGUGUCUUUAAAUGGAUGUCUGGCUGCAUCAGUCCGUAGUUGCUUUACCAAACGAGGGCAAUGUUUUAACUCCAAAAAAAGUGUCUAUACAGAAACGGUUACGACAUCAUAUUUUCCCUCUUCCUAUUCCUGAAUUGAACUCUUGUUCUUUUAGUCGCUGUGCCUUACUGUGGGUGAAAUGGUCAUGUUGGGAGCCCACAUGAUACUGGAGUAAAUAUGGAUAGGCCUUGUCUGAACUGCAGACUCACAACUAGAUGAUUUAAUGUUCCUCAAAUAAUAGCCAGUUAUAAGUGAGGGACGUUUAAAUCACAAAGCAUGGCACAGUUUUAUCUUAAAACAUGGAGAGUACAAAAUAAUUGUAUGUCUACUUGAAAGAUGGUAUUAUACUGACAGAAAUGUAAAGAGUAUUUAGUUUGCAAACAUAGUUCUUGAUAUUUACCUUCCAAACUGGCAUACUGGUGAGUUAACUAUAUGCUGAAUUUUCAUUAUUAUGAGAGUUACUUUGACUUGUGUGUGAAUUGGCUUCAGUCUCUCCCCUUGUCACUUCUGUUAGUAUCGUCAGUGGUUUCUAGUCAGCUGAUGUACAAAGUGUAUAAAUCUUUUAUUGUUUAAGUCUUUGUUGUAUGUGCAACUUGUAUAUAAAGCGUUUUGAAAUGUA